Molecule: messenger RNA, 12182 nt
Organism: Mesocricetus auratus (golden hamster)
Lineage: Eukaryota; Metazoa; Chordata; Mammalia; Rodentia; Cricetidae
Gene: Chd2
Product: chromodomain helicase DNA binding protein 2
Exons: 43
Coding region: 3773-9256 (1827 amino acids)
Biological process (GO): nucleosome organization; regulation of transcription by RNA polymerase II
Cellular component (GO): nucleus; chromatin
Molecular function (GO): DNA binding; histone binding; chromatin binding
Source: RefSeq, a predicted model, not a curated record
AAAUGAGCGGAAAGAGCAGUUAUCAGUAACUUCUCACACCUGAGUGUUGAAACGUAAUCGAGUCAGUUCCUACCCUUUAAAAGUUAAAUUUUCUCUAAUUUUUUAUGAAGAGAAUGUAUACUAUUACAAACCGCGGUGGAAAAAGUUUUAUAAAGGAAUAUCGUAAUAGUACAGUUCUUCGGGAAGUUACUUUACAUAGUGUAAAUAGAGAAGUAGGACUGUCCGUGAUGGGCGAUGUAGAGGGGCCAUAUUUGUUGCAUGCAUAAAGUCGAGAUGUACUUCAAAACGGAACAUUGCUGAAAAAACAGUUCUAACGAAAAUGGGCAUAGUCUUUUAAAGAUACGUGAGAUAAUUCAGGUUUAAUUGUUGGAAAAACAGGCUAGGAAAGCAUAGACCCUUGUGUAUUUUUGAAUAUAUUUGUCUUCUACGGAGCCCUAGGCGAAGAACUGCGUAAAGACAGUGUUGGGGAGACUUACGUAGUCCAUCUAAAACCAGAGGUUACGGUUCGUCGGACCAUAUUUCAUAGGGUGUUUCCAGUAAAAACAGUUGGAAUACCUUUUAUAGGUAGUGCACGGUAUCUCAGUUGCGCAUACCUUGGUUUCACAGAAUUCAGGUAACUUACAAGAUUAUAUUAGUGUGAUUGCUGAUGAUUUUGAAUAAAUACAGCUUUUAUCUCAGGUGUGCCAUUUUGAAGACUGAGAUAAUAGAGUUUUAUCUUUAAGAAUAAAGGAGAACCCUUGGGAAAUUCCAUAUUUUAUAUAGCAAAAAUGUGGAUCCCCAGAUGGAAUGAAAGACCUAUACCAUAGACAUUGUUGAAUCAUUUACAUCCAGUCAGCUUGAAGAGUUUCAAAUGGACCUUACCAUUGAGAAAUCAAGAUGGCAGCCCACUAUGGGGAAUUGAGGAAAAUGGAUUAAUGCAAGAAUGCUGUGAUAUUAUACAACCAACACAGGGUUCUUUUAAUGUGGAUUCCAUGAAAUGAACGAUUCUUACCUAACACAAAUGGACAGUGGGAUUUACUUUCUAAAGACAUGUACAAUUUAACAUCUGAAGAAGAUGCUACAUUUAUUCAAAUAGAAGUUUGUAUUCCUGAAAUUUCUUACAAUUUCGACAUGAGUGACCUUAUGGAAUGUUAACUUCAAUAAAAUAUCUAAAACUUAAAGAUUUCUCAGUUUGGCCCUUUUUUAAUUUUUUUUUUAAGUGGAAGCUUCAGUGUUGAUUUCCCCUCAAUAACAUCUUGACUUACAGUUGCUUUUUAUUAAAUUAUAUGGAAUAAAGUUGGUAAAAUGGAAUAGUGGGCUUUAUCAAAGGUGUGUCAAUGAACCUGUGCUUAGUGGAGUGGCCCUUUGGUUAAAAAGCAAUUGGUUGAUGCUUUUUAUUGUAGGGUUUAAAUGAAUUUCAUUAAAUUUGUUUGGGUCUUCUCAAGACAUCUUGUAUUUGAAUCAGUGGGUACAGGAAUGUUGAAAGUGUCAUAAGAUUACAAUGGAUUUACAAAACAAAGUACUUAUUGCCUAUAUAGACUAAGACCAAGUAUCUCAAUUUGUGUUUAUGAAAGUAGUCUCUUUGACUUGUUUUUUUUUUUAAGUAAAGCAUCUUGAAGAUGCUCAUCUGAUAUUUGAGUUAUACUGUUGUUUGUAUUGUCUAACAUUAGAUGUGUAUUUGUAGGGCCUUAAGGUUAUACACCAAAGAGCUUAGUCUUUAACAGUCGUCUAAUUUACAUUUGAAAAAAAAUCUUGCUUUCCUUCUUCAGAGUUGGGAGUUUAAAUGAAUUACACCAUACUUUACAUUACCCAUGGUUGGAGUCAAGUUCCAGGUUUUCAUUUAUUGAUAUUAGCAACAGUUUUGGUAACUAAUGUAAAGGAAUAAUGGGGAUUUGUUUUGUUGACCAACUGACCAUUAUGUUUUCUCAGUAUAGAGAACAAAGAACAAAUGUAAAAUAUCUUAGAAUACACAUCUAUGGUUAAUACACAUGCAGUGUUUGUUGAAGUAGUUGGUUGAUGUUUUGUGAAUUGAAAAAUGAGUUGGAUUUUUUAUUUGGAUGUAAAAAUAUCUUUAGAACUGAAACUUGAUUAUGGAUUUUCCAUUUACUUAGACUUAAUAUGAUUGCUUUGGGUUGUGAAUCUAAAAUGGAUUACCACAUUGAGAAUGAUGACAUGGUUUUGACAAAUUAUAGGGUUUAGUAAAGGAAUGUUUUGAGUUUUUAGGGCACAUAUGGUUGGUUACUUGUGUGCAAUUAAUUGUAAUUUUGUUUCUAUAGAUCUUGUGUUUCCACCUUUAGGGAGUUUGUCUUUGAAAGUUUGAUAAUUGGACGUUAGAUGUGGCUUAUUGUAAGUGACCUGUCAUUGAGAAAUAUGAGUGUAUACUUAGAAUUUGAUUUGAAAUCUGAGUGAAAGUUGUUAUACUGGUUCUCUUGGUUUUGGAGGUGAGGUUGAGUUUUUUGAUUUAAAGGUGCCCAUGGUUGGUGUGUAUUUUGUAUUUUGUAGUUACUCAUUUUGUCCAAAUCAGUUAAAGAUACUUGUGUAUGAGAAUUUUUUGGUAUGUGGCGUCUCCAAGGUUAUAUAAUGGGUUAAAGAAUUUUGAUGAUGGGGUGGUUGUACUAAGUUUUGUUCUACCGCAGCUGAGCACUAGGGAGGCGCUCUUGAGUAUUAUAAGAAAAUUACCCCUUCCAGUUAGGGUGGAAAAUUCCCCCUUAAACUUAAGUCUUUAGAUGGUUUUUGGGGACCACAUAGAAGGCAAGAGUUGAGCUUAAUUUAUGGUGUUGCUUCUAUUUUCAAGCCAUUUUACCCAUCGGGGCACUAAUUUUUUAAAAGAUUAGUACUUAAGAUGAGCUUUAGAGUCUCUAAAAAUUAUCCUUAUUUCAAAAUGGCUUGAUAAAACACCACUUCCUGUCCAGGGAGGAAGUUAUUUUAGCUCAAGGACUGAAAUAUUUAGCAGAUCUUUAGACAAAAGGAACAAAUUACAUUUCUCUCUGGCUUAAAAAGGGUGCUUGAGCCAGAGGGGGUUAAGAAGCCCUUCCCCCUCCCUCUUAUGGAGUGGUCUGGAGGGGCAGGGAGGUGUGGGGUUGGGGGGUCUUAAGGCUCCCUUGGAUGGAGGAUCUAGUUUUUUCUUUUUUUUUUUUUUGGUGGAGAUGAAGGGGUGGGUCUAUGGUACAUCACCUGAGUUGUGGGGUAAAUGUAGAGAGUGUCAAUCAAAGGCAGAGCUCUCAGAGCUGGGAAGGAGGCUCUAGAUGGCGGCUGUGCCUUAGAGAGAGCGCGCUUUGCUCCUGCUUCGGUUCACUUUACGCAACUUUCCCUAACUUUCGGGCAGCCUCAGGGGGCCCCCGCAGCCCCCUGCCUCUCCUAGUGACUUACUGGGGUCGAUUCGAACCUUUUUUUGGGGGAAAAGCAGCUUUUAGAAGCUUUUUUUUCGUGCCUUGUUGGAAGAAGCUGCCGUAUUGAGAGCCCAGGUCGUUGUUUUUUCCAGCUUAGAAGCCAUGGCGCACCUCCAUUUUUGUGCGCUCUCCUAAUGAGGCUUUUUUUUCACCUUCCGGACCUGUUUUAGUAUUAAUUAUUGCUUUAUUUUUUGACAAGUCAACAUAUUCGAAGACUAUUUCAUUUAUUUUUUGUUUUUUAACGGAGGAUUUUGCGUUAUUUUUAAUUAUUUUGGAUCUGGUAUUUUUCUACUACUAGAUAGGAGUCUUGCUUUGGACAUACUGCAUGGAUCAGUAAAUACCUGGGCACAGGACUUCAAAGCAAACACAGAUUCCCCCUCCCCCUUAUAUUUAAGAAUUAAAAGAUGAUGAGAAAUAAGGACAAAAGCCAAGAGGAGGACAGUUCGCUACACAGCAAUGCAUCGAGUCAUUCGGCCUCUGAAGAAGCUUCGGGUUCAGACUCUGGCAGUCAGUCGGAAAGUGAGCAGGGCAGCGAUCCCGGCAGUGGACAUGGCAGCGAGUCCAAUAGCAGUUCUGAAUCUUCUGAGAGUCAAUCAGAAUCUGAGAGUGAAUCAGCAGGUUCCAAAUCCCAGCCAGUUCUUCCAGAAACCAAAGAGAAGCCUGCCUCUAAGAAGGAACGGAUAGCUGAUGUGAAGAAGAUGUGGGAAGAAUAUCCUGAUGUUUAUGGGGUUAGGCGGUCAAACCGAAGCAGACAAGAACCAUCACGAUUCAAUAUUAAGGAAGAGGCAAGUAGCGGGUCUGAGAGCGGGAGUCCAAAAAGAAGAGGCCAGAGGCAGCUGAAGAAACAAGAAAAAUGGAAACAGGAUCCCUCAGAAGAUGAACACGAACAAGGCACCAGUGCAGAGAGUGAACCAGAGCAAAGGAAAGUAAAAGCUAGAAGACCUGUUGCCAGAAGAACAGUGCCCAAACCUCAAGUUAAAAAGCAGCCUAAGACUCAGCGUGGAAAGCGGAAAAAGCAGGAGUCUUCUGAUGAUGAUGACGAUGACGAUGAAGCUCCCAAAAGGCAGACUCGACGAAGAGCUGCUAAAAAUGUGAGUUAUAAAGAAGAUGAAGACUUUGAGACUGAUUCAGAUGAUCUCAUUGAAAUGACUGGAGAAGGAAUUGAUGAACAGCAAGAUAAUAGUGAAACAAUUGAAAAGGUCUUAGAUUCAAGACUGGGAAAGAAAGGAGCCACUGGAGCGUCCACCACAGUGUACGCUGUUGAAGCUGAUGGAGAUCCCAGUGGCGACUUUGACACUGAGGGGGAGGAAGGUGAAGUCCAGUACCUUAUCAAGUGGAAGGGCUGGUCUUACAUCCACAGUACCUGGGAGAGCGAAGAAGCCUUACAGCAGCAGAAAGUGAAGGGCCUCAAGAAGCUGGAGAACUUCAAGAAGAAAGAGGAUGAAAUCAAACAAUGGUUAGGAAAAGUUUCUCCAGAAGAUGUUGAAUAUUUCAAUUGCCAACAGGAACUGGCAUCAGAGUUGAAUAAACAGUAUCAGAUAGUAGAAAGAGUAAUAGCUGUGAAGACAAGUAAAUCUACAUUGGGCCAAACAGAUUUUCCAGCUCACAGCCGGAAGCCGGCACCUUCAAAUGAGCCUGAGUAUCUAUGCAAAUGGAUGGGACUGCCUUAUUCGGAGUGUAGCUGGGAAGAUGAAGCCUUGAUCGGAAAGAAAUUCCAGAACUGUAUCGACAGCUUCCACAGCCGGAACAACUCCAAAACCAUUCCAACAAGAGAAUGCAAGGCACUAAAGCAAAGACCACGAUUUGUAGCUUUAAAGAAGCAGCCAGCAUACUUAGGAGGGGAGAAUCUGGAGCUCCGGGAUUAUCAGCUAGAGGGUCUCAACUGGCUUGCUCACUCCUGGUGCAAAAGUAACAGUGUAAUCCUUGCUGAUGAAAUGGGCCUAGGAAAGACCAUCCAGACCAUAUCAUUUCUCUCCUACCUGUUCCACCAGCACCAGCUCUAUGGGCCCUUUCUUAUAGUCGUCCCCUUAUCCACCCUCACUUCAUGGCAGAGGGAGUUUGAAAUCUGGGCACCAGAGAUUAAUGUAGUGGUUUACAUAGGUGACCUGAUGAGCAGAAAUACGAUAAGGGAAUAUGAGUGGAUUCAUUCUCAAACCAAAAGGUUGAAGUUCAAUGCACUUAUAACAACAUAUGAGAUCCUCUUAAAAGAUAAGACCGUGCUGGGCAGUAUUAACUGGGCCUUCCUGGGAGUAGAUGAAGCCCAUCGGUUGAAGAAUGAUGACUCUUUAUUGUAUAAAACUCUGAUUGAUUUCAAGUCCAGCCAUAGGCUACUGAUCACAGGCACCCCUCUUCAGAAUUCCCUCAAGGAACUUUGGUCCUUGCUGCACUUUAUUAUGCCGGAGAAGUUUGAGUUCUGGGAGGAUUUUGAAGAAGACCAUGGAAAGGGGCGAGAGAAUGGCUAUCAGAGUCUUCAUAAGGUACUAGAGCCUUUCCUUCUUCGGAGAGUCAAAAAAGAUGUGGAGAAAUCCCUUCCUGCCAAAGUGGAGCAGAUCCUCAGGGUGGAGAUGUCAGCUCUUCAGAAACAGUAUUAUAAAUGGAUCCUGACCAGGAAUUACAAGGCUCUUGCCAAAGGAACAAGGGGCAGCACAUCUGGCUUUCUUAAUAUUGUGAUGGAGCUGAAAAAAUGCUGCAACCACUGCUACCUGAUCAAAGCUCCAGAGGAAAACGAGAGGGAGAAUGGCCAGGAGGUCUUGCAGUCUUUAAUCAGGAGCAGUGGAAAACUGAUUCUUCUAGACAAACUGUUGACAAGACUCCGUGAAAGGGGGAACAGAGUCCUUAUUUUCUCUCAGAUGGUGAGGAUGUUGGAUAUUCUGGCUGAGUACCUGACUAUCAAACACUAUCCUUUCCAGCGCCUGGAUGGUUCUAUCAAGGGAGAAAUCCGAAAGCAGGCAUUGGAUCACUUCAAUGCAGAUGGUUCUGAGGACUUCUGCUUCCUGCUCUCCACACGGGCUGGUGGCCUGGGAAUCAAUCUGGCUUCAGCGGACACAGUUGUCAUCUUCGACUCUGACUGGAACCCCCAGAACGACUUGCAGGCACAAGCCCGAGCACACAGAAUCGGUCAGAAGAAGCAGGUGAAUAUUUACCGCUUGGUUACAAAGGGGACUGUGGAAGAGGAGAUCAUAGAACGGGCCAAAAAGAAGAUGGUGUUGGAUCAUCUGGUGAUUCAGCGCAUGGACACCACUGGCAGGACAGUCCUUGAAAACAACUCAGGGAGAUCCAACUCUAACCCUUUUAAUAAAGAAGAGCUGACUGCAAUCUUGAAAUUUGGAGCAGAGGAUCUCUUCAAGGAAAUUGAAGGAGAAGAAUCAGAGCCUCAGGAAAUGGAUAUAGAUGAAAUUUUGCGCUUAGCUGAAACCAGAGAGAAUGAAGUGUCAACUAGUGCCACAGAUGAGCUUCUGUCGCAGUUUAAGGUUGCUAACUUUGCAACAAUGGAAGAUGAAGAGGAGCUAGAAGAGCGCCCUCACAAGGACUGGGAUGAAAUCAUUCCAGAAGAGCAAAGGAAAAAAGUGGAGGAGGAAGAGCGACAGAAGGAGCUAGAAGAAAUUUAUAUGCUGCCACGAAUCCGUAGUUCCACUAAAAAGGCUCAGACCAAUGACAGUGAUUCUGACACAGAGUCUAAGAGGCAGGCCCAGAGAUCUUCCGCUUCCGAGAGUGAGACGGACGAUUCUGAUGAUGAUAAGAAGCCAAAGCGCAGAGGGCGCCCCCGAAGUGUGCGCAAAGACCUGGUGGAGGGUUUUACGGACGCCGAGAUCCGAAGGUUCAUCAAGGCUUAUAAGAAGUUUGGUCUCCCUCUUGAAAGGCUGGAGUGCAUAGCACGUGAUGCUGAGCUAGUGGAUAAGUCUGUGGCAGACCUGAAACGCCUGGGGGAACUGAUUCAUAACAGCUGUGCGUCAGCUAUGCAGGAAUAUGAAGAACAGCUGAAAGAAAAUGCCAGCGAAGGGAAAGGACCAGGCAAGAGAAGAGGCCCGACAAUCAAGAUCUCUGGGGUUCAGGUUAAUGUGAAGUCCAUUAUCCAACACGAAGAAGAGUUUGAGAUGCUGCAUAAAUCUAUCCCUGUGGACCCUGAGGAAAAAAAAAAAUACUGCUUAACCUGCCGGGUCAAAGCGGCACAUUUUGAUGUCGAGUGGGGCGUGGAGGAUGAUUCUCGUCUGUUGCUUGGGAUCUAUGAACAUGGUUAUGGAAACUGGGAGCUAAUUAAGACAGACCCAGAGCUAAAGCUCACUGAUAAAAUUCUGCCAGUGGAGACAGAUAAAAAGCCUCAAGGGAAGCAGCUGCAGACCAGAGUGGACUACUUGCUGAAGCUGCUCAGGAAGGGUCUGGAGAAGAAGGGCACUGUGACCAGUGGGGAGGAGACCAAACUAAAAAAGCGGAAGCCUCGAGUAAAGAAGGAAAACAAAGCUCCCAGGCCGAAGGAUGAGCACGGGCUUGAGCUGUCGUCUCCAAGACAGUCAGACAACCCGUCUGAAGAGGGAGAAGUGAAGGAUGAUGGCUUAGAAAAAAGUCCAACGAAAAAAAAGCAGAAGAAGAAAGAGAACAAAGAGAACAAAGAGAAACCCGUGAGUUCUCGGAAGGACAGGGAAGGAGACAAAGACAGGAAGAAGUCCAAGGACAAGAAAGAGAAGGUUAAAGGUGGUGAUGCCAAGUCUUCAAGUAAAUCAAAGCGAUCUCAGGGUCCCGUCCACAUUACAGCAGGAAGUGAGCCUGUUCCCAUUGGGGAGGAUGAAGAUGAUGAUCUGGACCAGGAAACCUUCAGCAUUUGCAAAGAGAGGAUGAGGCCUGUGAAAAAGGCACUGAAACAGUUGGACAAACCUGACAAGGGACUCAGUGUGCAAGAACAGCUGGAACAUACCAGGAACUGCCUGCUUAAAAUCGGAGACCGCAUAGCCGAGUGCCUUAAAGCUUAUUCAGACCAGGAGCACAUCAAAUUGUGGAGGAGGAACCUAUGGAUUUUUGUUUCCAAGUUUACAGAAUUUGAUGCACGAAAACUACAUAAGUUAUAUAAGAUGGCUCAUAAGAAAAGAUCUCAAGAAGAGGAGGAACAAAAGAAGAAAGAUGAUACGCUUGGUGGUAAGAAACCAUUUCGACCAGAGGCCUCGGGCUCAAGCCGGGAUUCUCUGAUGUCUCAGUCCCAUACCUCACACAACCUUCAUCCUCAGAAGCCUCAUUUGCCUGCUUCCCAUGGUCCACAGAUGCAUGGACAUCCAAGAGAUAACUACAGUCACCCCAACAAGAGACACUUUGGUAAUGCAGAUCGAGGAGAUUGGCAGAGGGAAAGAAAGUUCAACUAUGGUGGUGGUAACAAUGCUCCCUGGGGCGGUGACCGGCACCAUCAGUAUGAGCAGCACUGGUACAAGGAUCACCAUUAUGGUGACCGGAGACAUAUGGAUGCACACCGUUCUGGAAGCUACCGGCCUAAUAACAUGUCCAGAAAGAGACAGUAUGAGCAGUACAGCAGCGACCGAGACCACCGGGGACACAGGGACUAUUAUGACAGGCACCAUCAUGACUCUAAGCGGAGGAGAUCAGAUGAUUUUAGGCCCCAGAAUUACCACCAGCAGGAUUUCCGACGAAUGUCUGACCACCGACCCCCGAUGGGUUACCACGGUCAGGGACCCUCAGACCAUUACCGCUCUUUCCACACAGACAAGUUGGGGGAAUAUAAACAGCCCCUGCCCUCAUUGCACACUGCAGUCUCAGACCCUCGCUCACCCCCUUCCCAGAAAUCUCCCCAUGAUUCCAAGUCACCCUUGGAUCACAGAUCUCCUUUGGAGAGAUCACUAGAACAGAAAAACAACCCAGAUUAUAACUGGAAUGUUCGGAAAACAUAAAGGACAACUCCAAAAGGGGAGAUUGCAGGAGUCACCAAGCACUUGGACGUUUUGGUCUGGUCCAGCAGUGGCCAGUGGUGAGGCUGGUGAGCAGAGGUUUUGGAUACGCUGCUGCUGAAUCCACUAACUGGCGGCUGAAGGAGCACUUGAAGGGGUUGGAGGCCUUCGUCUGCUGCUUUGAUUUGGUCUCCACUCCUGCACUUUGGCACCCCAUCCCAUCCUAGCCGAUUGUGGCCUCCCACCUCCGUGGGUGCUAGGAGGAAGAGGUGACUUCAUGUACCAGCUUCAUUGGGCUGCUUCCCCUGUGAAGGAAUCGGGGAUCUUGAGAGUUAAUGAAUGUUAUAUUCAGCAUGAGUGACCAGGGCAAGGAACUGCUGGACAGCGUGUGAUUGGUUCACUAUGACAUGAGGGAUGCUGCUGAUGGGAACUGGGAGGUCACAGGGUAGGGAGUGGGUGUACCCCUCAGAUGUGUUCUUGGGAGAAACGAUUCACUUGGUCUCAUUAUGUGAAGUGGGGUGGGCAUGAAGACACAGGAAACAACUUCUGCCCCGGCCUCCUCCCUGCCAACACUAAUUUUUCCCGUGCUAUCUUUGUACAUUUCAAAGGUUUGAUCUUCCUUCUUUGUCAGGGGAAGCUGGAUCUCUCUGGCUGAUUUUAGAGUACUGUGACUUGGCGUCAUCGAUGCCAGCGUGGGUCUUACUUGUUUGGGGAAUGGGCCGUGUGGGUGUAGGGGUAGAGAUGGGGGGCUGGGGUAGUGUAAGCAGGAAAUAGGGAUCCCUGGUGGGUUUCUGAUUGCUGCGUUAGAACGGAAAGUCACAAGUCCUGGAGAUGGAAAUGGAGGUGGCCUGCUGGUGAGCCCAGUUGCUGAUGUGGGGAAGGGAUUCCUAAUGUGGGCAUUGAUAGUGCCAGCCAGCAGGGAGCUUUCAGUAUUGGAAUGGGUUAGCGAAUGUAGUUGCAUCUUAGUUCCUUUACCCAGCUUGAAGAGGCAGGCUAUACAGACCCACACAUCUUGACAGCCGAGGUGUAGUCAGGUGACAGUAGCUACCUGAGGUGGUUACGUUUCCAUUGCCAGUUGGGGUUCAGUUGAAUCAAACCUUGUUUCUUUAAGAUCUAUAGAGUAUAAACCUAAGUUAAAUUUUCCCCAAAUCCCAAGCAUCCAUGACUGGGGUAGCUGAACUGUGAGAUGGCAGGAGGCCUGUUAGGGUCAGAUUGGAUCGGGUUGGGGGGAGGGUGGGCGCUGAUGGGUUUGCAUCAUUGAAUGGCUUUUCUCAGUGUAUGGAUAGCUGGGUCAGGCCUUUGGUUUUACUCACUUUCAGUAUAGCUUGCCAGUAUUGUAAGGCUAUCCAAAGCCUUUCUAGAUGGAGACAGGAAAACUGACUUGCACAUAUGGUAUGGUGUGCCUCUAUAAAUAGAGUCCAGGCUCAUUCUGAGUUGAUGAAAAGUCUUGAUUUGGAUAUACAUAGGAUUUGACUCUCUGAACUCCCUUGGGGAUGGCGUGGGCAGUACCAUUAAUGACUUUCCCAUGACAAGCUUGAGUUGUGUCCUUGAGUGCAUCAUCUGGUCAUGGCAUGGCUGUGGUGGGCCAUUGCUUCUGCUACUUAGAGCCAUGGACCUGGCUGUGCUGAGUCAGCCCCUGGGCUAGUGCUCAGUAGACCGUCACCUUCUUGACUUCUCGUGGCACGUGGGUCCUUCACUUUGACCAUGUGCGUGCAUGACUUGCAGUAGAGCCCACUGACUGCACUGAGUCCCCUGGCUGUAGUCUCCUGCCUGGUGGCCUGCCCUGACUGACUCCUCACUUGAAGGCUGAAAGUCAGGUCUGCGUUGGCCACACAGAGAAAAGUGAACCAUAGAUGGAGCUUCUUGCCGAUAACACCGACACUCGUGUGUUUGGCUUGCUGGGCUCUUUGGUGCUGGGGGUGCGGCAAGAACAGGAGGUGCCUGUGGAAGGGGGAGUCCUUGCCUUUCCAUACUUACCUAGGUCUGUCUUUCUCUCAACUUGUUGGUAGAAGUUACAAGUUAUUCUCAAAGAGGUCUCAUCAUGAGGAAAAAGGAACUUCCUUUUGUUCACAUUCAGGACUAACGUGCCAUAAAAUGUAGCAAAAGGCAAUAUUGGCCAGAUCAGUGUUACAUAGAUUGUAAGAUUACAGUGUCUCCCAUCAAGCAUCUGGUUUAGGUGUUGAAGUGGACUUGAAGAGUGGCUUGGGAGGAAGGAGGCAUUCCUCUUGUCUCUAAGCCAGUCUGUACAUCAUAUGCUUACAACAGGAAUAAGCACAGGUGGGAGAAGCUGCCAGGGGAGUUGGGAGUUGUGUUUGAACCUAGCUUUGGGCAGCUCAUUGUGAGGAAAUGGCAGGACUUGAGGAAAGAGUGAGUGUUGCCAAGGCCUGAAGUACUGUGAUGCGCUGUGACCUAGAAAAGGAAGAUGAAGUCACUGCUGAUCACUGUCCUCACUGGCCAGCCUGCAGGAGCCCAAUCUCAUGGUCCUUCCUUGGACUCUGUAGUCAUUCCUUGAGCCCCGCAAAGGGAACGCAAACAUUUCUCACUGUGCUGCUGGUGUUCUGACCUGGUGUGGCCGCAGCUACAUUAGGCUUUGCAGAGUCAAGUGUUCACACACAGCAACACUGAAAUCCUAUAGACCAAAACCCACUUGUCAGCAGGAGCCAUGUCUGGGCCCAGGUGGUCUUCUAGCUCACCUGAGACCAGCUGUGUUGGGUGACGAGAGCCAUGCCAAGGGUCCAGGCUGCUUUAGUCCAUCUGUGUCCUACCCAUUUGGGGACAGGUGGUUUUUCUUGUAAACUUGUGGACUUUUGAAACCUGUUGACUAAACAGUAAUUAAUUUAUAUUUGUGAAAAAUGCCACUGUCCUAGUGAUUUCUGAUGUAAAUAAUGUUGUUUAUAUAGUAUGUAUUAAAUUUUCCUACAUUGUAAAA